AUGUCAGUAUAUGAUAAAAUUAAAGAACGAGCUAAAGAAUACAAUUUUAAGGCAGAAGAAAUUGAAAUUCUUAAUCGUGCCAAGUCAAAAUUUUCUAUGCAUAGUACUACUUUGUUUGGUAGCCAGGCAGGAAUGGUGACUGGGUCGAUAGCGAGUAUUAAACUGAUAAGAUCAUCACCAAAUUCACAACGCAUUAUGGAAUUUAUAAGUGAAAUGCAACAGCAAGUUCAUCCUAAUCGUCCGUUACCUACUCCAAAUCAACCUCCAAAUCAACCUCCAAAUUCUGAUGAUUAUAGACUUGAAAAUGGCGAUCAAACUACUCUAUCUGAUGAAUUUGAAAAGGAGAACAAACCCCAAUAUUCGUUCCAUCAAAGAACAUAUGACGAUUCUGGAAAUUCCAUGACAGUAACAGAUGAGAUGGUUAGUGACAUUAAUGCAAAUGAAAGUGAUUAUAGUUACGAUCAACCGCAAAAGCCAUUUCAUAAAUCUUCAUGGCCACCACAAGACAAUAAUUCCUUGAAUAGAGAUCGAACACAGAACACGACUUCAACUACUUGGGAUAAAAUCCGUGCAAAUGCUAAAAUUGGUCAACAAAAACAAAGUAAUAAUAACCUAUAUGGAUCGCAACAAAAGCCCAUUGGUAAGGAUGAUGGAGAUAGGCCUAUGAUGGAUUUACCAAGAACCAGAGAAGAAUUUGAUGAAUUGCGUCGUGGUGGUAAAAUUAGAACCAACCAAUUUGGGGAUACAGAAAUUCGAUAUGACGAAUGA
Molecule: messenger RNA, 768 nt
Organism: Dentiscutata heterogama
Lineage: Eukaryota; Fungi; Glomeromycota; Glomeromycetes; Diversisporales; Gigasporaceae
Source: the annotation of a GenBank genome assembly